Mytilinidion resinicola is the source of this 2127-nucleotide messenger RNA. RefSeq lists its product as uncharacterized. Bases 354 to 1652 code for a protein of 432 amino acids. Lineage: Eukaryota; Fungi; Ascomycota; Dothideomycetes; Mytilinidiales; Mytilinidiaceae. The record is from RefSeq and is a predicted model, not a curated record. Gene Ontology annotation, biological process: proteolysis. The transcript is spliced from 7 exons. Gene Ontology annotation, molecular function: cysteine-type endopeptidase activity.
CGACACCUCCGACGUCCUCUCCUCCUGGCACCCAUCAUAUACGCGCAAUCGUGUCGCGUCCACGGCGCUCUUCCUCUGGCGACGCUCUCUCUAGCCUCGCAGUCCGCCGUUCUGUUGCGCCCGCACGCCCCGUCAGCUCCUCAGCCCUACCCCGCCAGGCGAAAACCCUCACCGGCAUUCCAGUCUCGACCACCUGCGCACCCAUCCCGCUAUCCUUUUGCACAGCUCCCCCCCUUGAGCCACUAUAUACGCUCGACCCUCCAUCCGUGUCGGAUCUUCAUCGCUCAGUUAUCCACUUGCUCCCGGCGCUCGACUAGCUGCUGGCCUCGGAUCUCGCCCUUCAAAGAAGAAACAUGUCCUACGGAUACCCAGGCGGAGGCGGGUACGGUGGCCAGCCUCACCAGGGCUACGGCCCUCCACCGCCGCAGAACUACGGAUCACCGGGAUAUCCUCCGCAACAGUACCCGCCGCCCCAGCAGCAAUAUGGCGGAUACCCGCCUCAACCAUCUCACUCUCCACAGCCUCCUUACAACGGAGGCUACGGGCAGCCAACUCCUCCGCCGCAGCAAUACGGCGGGUACCAGCAAACCCCUCCUCCUCAGCAGUAUGGAUAUCCACCUCCUCAGCAGAACCCAAUGCUUCCACCAGCCAACCAGGGCUAUGCCGGCGGCCAUGGCGCUCCCCCUCCACCUCCCACACAGGCCCAAGGUUUUGGCCCAGGCGCGCCGGCAGGCUACAGUUUCCAAUACUCUGCGUGUAAUGGACGGAGAAAGGCCCUACUCAUCGGCAUCAACUAUUUCGGCCAGCGUGGCCAGCUUCGGGGUUGCAUCAACGACGUGAAGAACAUGUCCACGUAUCUAAACGGCCACUUCGGGUACAAGCGCGAGGAUAUGGUCAUCUUGACCGACGACCAGCAGAAUCCCAUGAGCCAGCCGACCAAGCAGAACAUUCUCCGAGCCAUGCACUGGCUUGUCAAGGACGCCCACCCAAACGACUCCUUGUUCUUCCAUUACUCCGGUCAUGGUGGUCAAACGCCAGAUCUCGACGGCGACGAAGAUGACGGCUACGAUGAGGUUAUUUACCCUGUUGACUUCAGGACAGCAGGCCACAUUGUCGAUGAUGAGAUGCACAGAAUUAUGGUCAAUCCUCUCCUACCAGGUGUACGACUAACCGCUAUCUUCGACUCCUGCCACUCUGGUUCUGCUCUGGAUCUCCCAUACCUCUACUCUACUCAAGGUGUCGUCAAGGAGCCCAAUCUUGCCAAGGAAGCAGGUCAAGGUCUACUUGGCAUUGUUUCGUCUUAUGCUCGCAAUGAUAUGGGUGGCGCUCUCAAAGGGGUAUCUGGAUUGUUCAAGAAGAUCACAACUGGCGAUGAAGUUUACCAGAAGAACCUCCGAACGAAGACUUCUCCGGCUGAUGUUAUUAUGUGGUCUGGUAGCAAGGACUCACAGACCUCCGCUGACGCGUCAAUUGGUGGCGAGGCUACUGGGGCUAUGUCUUGGGCAUUCAUCAAUGCGCUCAAGAAGAACCCCAACCAGAGCUACGUGCAGUUGCUGAAUAGCAUCCGUGAUGAGCUGCAAGGAAAAUACGACCAGAAGCCGCAGCUCAGUUGCAGUCAUCCAUUGAACACCGACCUGCUCUAUGUGAUGUAGACGUGCUUCAUGCAAAAUCACGAACCUCGGCUCGCGAGUACGGCUGAAUUACCAAAAAUGAUAUGACGAUUCGUGGAAAAGUCGACCUGUAUAUAGCAUAAUUGUGGACUUGGAGGAAAUCCUUUCGACUACCCUCGGGCUAUUCUUCUCGGCAGGCGUUGGAUUAAUACUGGGCGGAGCAUUGAUAUACCAUGUAAAUGAAAUGAGACAAUCCUAUUCUCUUAGGCCUGGUGAGAUGGUGGUGCUAAUAGUGUAGACUUUCGACCGGCUGCAGUGAAUGGCCUUUUGAUAUCCUGAGUCAACUCGGUCGUUCAUCUCGAGGCACCGAGGCCAAUAUCGAGGUCCGCUAAGCGAUGCACGAUCUGGCCGAGCCUUGGCUAAUUGGACUUCGUAUACGAGCAGACCGAGGCAGUUGGUCAGCUCGAGCCGCUCGCAACGCCUUCACUACAUCACCACCUGUGGGAGAAACCCAGUC